AUGAAAACAGGCUUAACCAUCUUGCAGCUGUCCUUUUGCCUCAGCCUAAUCGUGGUUGUAUCCCUAUCUAUGGGGAUGCGUCCAGAAACAUGUGACCACUACGAGUGUCCAACCUAUGAAAUGGCAGAAUCCAGAAAUGGCUACGAGAUUCGUGUGUAUAAAUCUGCGGUCUGGAUGUCCACUGGGCCUAUCACUGCCCCAUCCAUGACUGAAGCCUCCAAAACCGGUUUCCAACGACUAUUUCGUUACAUACAAGGAGAUAACAAGAGCAAGACAAAGAUGAACAUGACAGCUCCGGUUAUCACACAAAAACCACCCGGUAAAUCAGUCUACACUGUCUCUUUCUACCUCCCAAAGAAGAACCAACAAAACCCACCUUUGGCCGAUGACCUCCAC
Eruca vesicaria subsp. sativa (arugula) is the source of this 396-nucleotide messenger RNA. NCBI's taxonomy places the organism in Eukaryota, Viridiplantae, Streptophyta, Magnoliopsida, Brassicales, Brassicaceae. The record is from the annotation of a GenBank genome assembly.